Ustilago hordei is the source of this 1020-nucleotide messenger RNA. RefSeq lists its product as uncharacterized. The coding region runs from base 1 to 1020 and encodes 339 amino acids. The transcript has a single exon. Gene Ontology annotation, molecular function: hydrolase activity. NCBI's taxonomy places the organism in Eukaryota, Fungi, Basidiomycota, Ustilaginomycetes, Ustilaginales, Ustilaginaceae. The record is from RefSeq and is a predicted model, not a curated record.
AUGCCCACUUCUUCAUCUUCAUUCGACAUUCCCGAGGAAAGGCUCCACGAUUGGAGUCUUCGCUACGUCCGUCUCAAGGCCAUCGUGCUCCUCUUGCGAUCUCUCAACUCUUUACGACCUCUCAUAUAUCGCACACAGACACCUCUUCCUCAUGGAUUCGAGCGUCAGGUGGUAGACCUGCCUUCUCGUCAGUCAGGCCGCACCAUUCGCGUUCACAUCUAUCGCUCCAAGCUCACCUCGCCAUCUUCAGACGGCGUUCCUUCUCCUUUGCCAGUCCACAUCUCCUGGCACGGCUCUGGCUUUGUCCUGCCCAACCUUGGUGACGACUACGCAUAUGCCUCCCACAUCUUGAACAAGCUCGGGCCCGACUGCAUCUUUAUCGAUGCUGACUAUCGCAAGGCUCCCGAAUACCCUUUCCCUGCAGCAAGCCAUGAUGCCCAGGACGUUGUCAAUAACAUACUCUCCCAGCCACAGAUCUAUGAUCCCGAUCGCAUUACACUUGGUGGCUUCUCGGCAGGAGGCAACCUCGCUCUCGUCGUUGGCGCCCAGCUCGGCCCACAACGCAUUGCGGCUAUCGCCGCACUCUAUCCACCUGUCGACUUUACAAUUAGGCCCCAAGACCGUCCCCUCGCUUCCAAAGUCCGUCCUGACAGCGGAUUCCCACUUCCUACCUGGAUGAGCAAUGUCUUUAUCGAUUCCUACUUUGUCCGCCAACAAGACAAACAGCACCCACUCUGCAGCGUUUACUACCUCCAUGCCGAUCGCUUCCCUCCUCUCUUGCUCGCAUCCGGUCAGGUUGACACUCUCCAUCGCGCCUCUGAGAAGCUGAUUCGCAAGCUCGCAGAUGCAGGACGCACAGAUGUGCGCUUCAUUAGCAUCCAAAAGGAAGGUCACGGCUUCGACAAACUCCCUCGUGGUCCCGAAUCCAUCAAGCGCAGAGACUAUGUCUACGACCAGUUCGCUCACUUUUUGAAGCAAUCCUCCUCGCGCUCCUCAGCUAACCAAAAAGCCCAAUUAUAG